Molecule: messenger RNA, 630 nt
Organism: Ostertagia ostertagi
Lineage: Eukaryota; Metazoa; Nematoda; Chromadorea; Rhabditida; Trichostrongylidae
Source: the annotation of a GenBank genome assembly
AUGGGGCAGGGUUUCAACGGGAUAACACCAUCCCUAUGUUUGGAACUAUCUUUUAUUUCUUCGCGAGCUACGAAUAAAAUCACACCGAUCACCGAUCACUUGGUAGUAUGUCGUUCUGGAACUGCAGCGGACACUCAAGCUAUUGCUGAUAUAGUCAAGUAUCAUCUUGAAGUUUACACAAUGCUGGAGCAAGAACCUGUCACUAUUUACCGAGCUACACAGAUCUUCCGUAAAUUCCUUUAUAACUAUCGUGAUCAACUAUCCGCGUCAGUUCUCGUGGCUGGAUGGGACGAGAAAUGUGGAGGACAAAAUCACGAAAUUUCAGCUCUAUGCUCUUCCCAUCGGUGGUUUUGUGACUCGGCAAAAGUCUACUGCUUCUGGUUCGGGAUCUACGGAAUAGAUACCAUAUAUCACGGAUUUCUCGAUAACGCAUGGAAACCGAAUCUGACAAGAGAUGAGUGCAGAGCAAUUGUAAAGCAAGCUGUUGGACUGGCAACCUUCCGUGAUGGUUCUUCCGGUGGUGUUGUCCGCGUGGCGGUGAUUGACAAGACGGGUACAAAAAUAGAGGUGUUAAGUCCUCCUGGUGCUCACCUUUCGUUCCCUCCUCACCUCGAACAAGCAGAAGUGUGA